AUGUAUGGUUUUGAAAUGUACUUUAAUACCGAGGUAAAUGUGAUUUGUAGUGUGUCUAUAACAGUAUUACUGUAUUUUCUUUCUUACAGUCCUGAGGUUAUUAACCGACGACAUGAGGUGCCCACCUAUGAGGAAGUCAUGGGCAAUGAUCAUCCUGAAGGAGACAGACAAGGCAUAGAAAGAGACGGUAGAAUGAGUAUGUCCCUCCCUUCAUACGAGUCUUUGGUGGAUGUGGGUGUUGGGGAGGAACCAUCAUCUGCUGCAGGCCAACCAGCUCCAUCAAAUCCGGAAGAACAGCCAAUGAGGCAGAACUCUAAAGCAGGAAGAAUGUUUAAGUCUCUAAAGGUUCGCAGAAUCAAAUCUGAUAAACUGCAUUUAAAAGAUUUUAGGAUUAAGAUGACUGAGAAAACUGACCAAAGCCGGGUAGUCAUUGAACCACUAACACCUCCGCCACAGUAUGAUGAUGUAGCAAAGAAUCCAUUUGAAGAUGUCCAACGUGCUUAAGACAACUUGCACAUUUUCUCCCUGUAACUGAAACAGUCAGAUGCAGAAAAAAAUGUUAUUGUAUUUAAAGGAUAGACCUGCACAAAGUAGGCAUUUAUGUAAAAUAAUUUAUUCAGGUACUCCAGUUUUCUAAAUUUGAAAUAUUUGAACAAAUAAAAUGGAUAACUUUGUACGGA
Messenger RNA from Protopterus annectens (West African lungfish), 680 nucleotides. RefSeq names its product transmembrane protein 51-like. The transcript has a single exon. NCBI's taxonomy places the organism in Eukaryota, Metazoa, Chordata, Ceratodontiformes, Protopteridae. Bases 1 to 504 code for a protein of 167 amino acids. The record is from RefSeq and is a predicted model, not a curated record.